Messenger RNA from Acanthaster planci (crown-of-thorns starfish), 4865 nucleotides. RefSeq lists its product as uncharacterized. NCBI's taxonomy places the organism in Eukaryota, Metazoa, Echinodermata, Asteroidea, Valvatida, Acanthasteridae. The record is from RefSeq and is a predicted model, not a curated record.
GAAUAAGAAAUGUGGGGUACUUUUCAACAAAGCAAGUAUUUUCUAAAAAUGUCAUUUAAAGGGAAACCACACUUUUUUCUGUCCAGUAAACCUUGGCCAAAUGUAUACAUGUACUACUGAGGGUGUAGUACACUUCCAGCCAAUAGUAGGCCCUGUUUAAUAAGCAUUUCAACCAAUAGCAAGUACUCUUUCAUGUACUUCCUUUGAAUAAAUCCUAGUCACUGUUACAGUCAGUCAAACUACAAGUACUCAUCAAACCAAAGCAUUUCAUUACUACGACGUGAUCACUUAGAUCUUGUUUGUUGGAAUUUUUCUGAAGUUGUACAACAAAACAAGAAAUUUGGCCUAACUCAUCAGCACCAAACUUUGCUUUCCUUGGACUUCCUACUCAACACUUGUUACCAUUAACACUGGACAUCAAGCUGCUGACCACCAAAGUCAAACUGAACUAUUGUUGAGUUUGUUUGCUGAUCUGAUAAAGUUCAGUAGGUAAUUUACAACCAGGGCAUUCUGGUUGGCUGGAUAUAGAUGUACAAUACCAUAGGGUCAGCUCCAGGCUUCACAGAUAGUACAAACAUUGUGCAUGUAUUGUUGCAACCUAUGGCACUAUGACAUCAGAUCUUAAUCCCUAGGUCUGCAUGGAUUCACAGGCCAUUGAGCUAACUGAUGACUGAGAGAACUUAAAGAACUCUGAAGUGGAUGACAAAGGAGAUCUUUGAUGGGAACACAGGACUAGUAAACCACGAGCUAUCUCAGAUCACUUACUUAUCACUGCACUGCUCGUGCAUAAGAUGUAAACCUACAUGUAAAUGCUGUCAUCAAUUUUUGUCUCAAACUGAGUUCUGUCUAUGGAUGCAACGAAUUUCAUGACACUGGAAUUCUCUUUUCUUGACUGAUCCUCAUCAGCCAGGACAUCUUCUGGAUGUGUGAAGGUUAAGUUAGUAUACAAAAACUCAAGCUUCCAGUUUCUGAUCCUUUGGGCCGUAACAGCAAGCGUUAUGGAUAUCCAGAGACCCCAGCUUUCGGCAGUUUUCCUCAUCUUUUCUCUCUCCAUCUUUAUCCGAUCAACAAAUUCUGUCCAGCUUACUGUCACACCGACUCGCAGGAACGUUCUGAUUGGUGACCGAGCAGACUUUCUUUGUUCUUACACUCCCGACCCAGGAUUCUCCUGUGAUGACACUUUUGUCUUUUGGGGGAAAAAAGGUGGUGAUAACAUUGCAAACAUGACCUAUGUCAUCGAUUCAUCAAAAUAUGGCAUCAGAUGGCAGUCAAGAGUGAACAAUGAAGGUUUCUUACGAUGCUUGUAUACACUAAUAAUUAAAGACAUCACUUCCUCUGAUGGUGGUCAAUACAGUUGUGCAUUGAUCCGCCCACAAUCUGGUCGAUUCUUCAUAUCUCAAGCUUUAGUCAAGCUUCAACCAGUCAUUCCCCCACCUGAUGUCUAUCCUGUAUGCAAAACAUCAGUCAUUGCAGGUCAGUCACUUACCCAUGGCAUGAUGUUGGUCUGUGAAUCUCUUAUUGGUCAGCCUCCAGUGACUUUAGAAUGGUUUAGUGGAGAUUAUCAACUACCAGCUGAGCUCCAUAAACUCAACAACAACAAAUUACUUCACCUUGAGACCACUAUGACCUCAGUGGAUAUGGACCAAAUAUACGACCCUGUUAUCAUGUGUGUAAUGACACUACCUGACCCCAUUGAUGAGAUCAGAACCUGUUCUAUUAACACCACCACAACCGUCAUCGUUCAGUCUGCAAGCACUGACCAGUCAUGUGUACAAAUGUACACGUUUUUCUGUCAUGUGACCAGUAAUAUUCCAUUUGAGAUUAACUGGCAUCUAAACGAUCAGUUGAUUGAGCCAGAAGAUCUCAAAGACCGUUUCUUUGUUGAGACUGAGGCACAAGCACUUCACAUUCGCAACGUCACUGCCCAAGAUAAUAAAAGUGUAGUAACUUGCCACGUUGCUACCAUGUUUGGCAACUUCAGUGGAGCAGCUGUCAUGGAAAUUGACACAUUGGACCCUGGCAGGAAGAAACUUAUGACUGACAGCCUCAUGGCUUUAAUUUUGGGUUUAAUUGUUGGAAGUUUUUUUCUACUUGUUGCCAUUAAUAUCAUCAUUUGGUACAAGUGUAGAAGAUGUUUAGUAUCCAACAGCUCAGUAAAGGAAUCUUCCAUGCAAGAAAGUACCCCAUUUAAUCUAGUAUCCCAAUCUGAAUCAAAGCAAGGAAAAGUGGAAGUUGUAACUGAGACUGGCUUCCGAUCAGACAGCCAUUAUCUUGACAUGAGCAUAACAGUCAAGAAAGCUGCUGCUACCAACAAUGCCCACUAUUCUCCAAUGAAAAGCCUUGACAAGUCAAACGAUGAUGAUUACAUGGUAGCAUCAAAUGACAAUGAUGACACACAUGUAUCUGACAAUGAAUACAUGAUGAGCUCAAAAUCUGACGAUCCAGACACCUAUGUGUACAGCUCUACUGAUGACCUCAGCAAAAUCAAAGGGAAAAACAACCCUAAACCAGCCAUUAAAUCGAAGCCAAGUAAGCUUCAAGAAGAAACUGACAUCCACUCUCCAGAGGCAUCUGGCACAGAACACCACUCAAAGGAGAACAUCAGCAAAAGGGUAAAUGAACAGCAGAUUUCACCACCAGCUCUAAGCGAUAAUGAUGACACAAAUGAUUACGAAGUUCUUGCAAAGGAUAAUAGCUCAAACAAACCAAAACUAACUAAAAUUACCUCUGACGUCAACCUGAUUAAAACUUCCCCGACUUCUGCCAAAUCAUCCCCCAAAUUAACACGAAAUUUUUCAGCUCCUCUUCUGUCACAGGAGCAACCAGAAUAUGCUGUCCCUAAUGAUACAUGUGAUAUGAUGGUGAGAAGCACCAAAGAAGCCCCUGUAUACGACAUUCCAAAAGAUAAUAAUAGCCCAAAGACAAAUAACAUCCAUCAGAGAAUCAACAACUUUGAAAAGGCCACUGGAAAAUCCUCCUCUCCUCUGUUCAAGAAAGGAAUGCUACCUCCAGUGGCUCAGAAGAAACCCAAUCGUCAUUCAGACCCACCAAGCUCUUCUGACAGUGAGCAAAGUCUAAAGAAAAGAGCUGCCAGGAUAUCAUUGCCUCAAGAUGAUUCCACAAACCAGUAUCUUGUUCCUAGUGUAUCACAGCAAAAUUUGGACAAAAUAAAUGUCAAGACACCACCUGUAAAGGAAAGUAAAUCUCCUCUCCUUAAGAAGGUUAAGAACCCAUUCAAAACAAAGAACAAUAAUAAAGACGUUUACCAAUGCCUAGAUCGACAGAGUAUGGACAUUGAGAAACCUGAUUAUCAGUUGUUAUUAGGUAUAAGGAAAGUUGACGAUACCGGCCUUUAUGAAAAUGUUUCAAAUGAGGCAGCUGUUUAAAUCAAAGCCAAGAACAGGUUAUCUGAAGUAUAUCAAACAACAUUUUACUUCUUGUAGAUGAAAUUGGAAUUGGCAGCAAGGCUCAAGGUCUCACUGCCAAGCUCUUCCCACUUCCGGGGAACUUUUCAAAAUCCUUGUCAUACAACGAGAAUACCCAGGCUUUAAGAACCACAUUCCAACUUGACACCAAUAAUUCUACGCAUCUGAAAGAAACAUACGGGCGUAAUUUGACGGGAGAGUUUGUCUGUAUGUUUGUUUUCUUUUUCUGUUUAUUAUUUUAAUUUUGGUAUGUUUUCUUGUUGCUUAGAUUUUUAGUAUUUAGUCUCUAAAUAUAAUGUAUAUAAGCAUUUUCACUUUGACGUAUGUUGUUCUCUAAACAAUGAAGGUAAUGCGAGAUAGGCUGGUCCUUGCUCCAUGAACAAGUGUGUAUUAACUACAUGUAGCUGUGAACGUAAUUUAACUUAUUGUGUAACAGACGCACUUAAUUUUAUUUUGUAUUUGAAAAAUUUUAUUCUUAAAGUGUUAAUCAACAAAGCUCACCCACAAAUUCUGGCUUUUAUCAGCCAGUGCAACAUCACAUCAUAUGGGCUACACUGUUUUUACUGGUACGAUUUUACCAUGCACUCCCCCACCCCCUAAAUAUUUGUGGCAAAUUAGUGAACAGCAAUUCAAACACAAGGGCAGAUACAGGACCACAUUUUCAAGGGGGGGUCAAACUUCUCUUUUUGGGGGGACAAAAUAAUUUGAAUUUUUUCCUAUUACAUGUAUCUUUUUAUGGCAUUUCUGUGGGGUGAGGUUUUUAGGGGGACGGGGGUUGACACUUUUAAAGGGACAUGAAAUAGACCAUCAUUUUUUCAAACAAAACACUUUGGCUCUUUUUUGGGGGCGGGGUCUGACCCUGUUUCCCCCCCCCCUUUCCCUGAUCUGCCAUUACCCAUAUGUACAUGUAAAAUGUACCAUACAUGUACAUACCGGUAGUAACUAAAGUUCCGAGCCAUGUGUAUGCCCUCACACUCCCUUAUUUUGCAGUUUUCGACAUGUAACAAAUUUGGCAUGUUUGGGUAAGCUCUCCGAGAAAAAGUCUGAAAUGUUACAGGUGACUUGUUGAUUAAUUUUUAAUAUGAUAAAGGUGUAUUAUCAACAUUGGAUUUUGUUUGUAAGUUACAUAAAUAUACAUGGACAAAGCAUUUCAGAAUCUGUGGGCGCAACAUUAUAAAUCCAACACCAUCUUCUUCAACUUACGGUGCAGAAGAAGACUAUACAACAACACUUUUAACAGUCUGUGAGUCCUUUACAGUGAAGAAUGUAACUGUCUAAACUUGUUUGCUUUCUCAUACGAAUGUGCUACAUGUAAUUACCGUAUAUUUUGUGUCUCCACAAACAAGUAGCACAAGUAUGUACAUAUUUAUAAAGGUACGUGUACACUUGGAAGUUAAAAGAUUAAACUUUAACACUGAAAAAGACACUGAGUUAAACAGA